UGGUUACUCCUCUCACCGACUCCCCCAGAAAAAAUCAGGAAGAAGAAAAGAACCAGAGGAGGUGUCCAUAUCCUAGAGGAGGCAAUAUUUGGAGGUCAUAUACAAAGUAAAGGGGGUCCGAGGGCCCUUAAUAUCCCUGAAAGGCGUUUUACUCACCAUUAUCUGGUGAGUGCGGUUAAUGUUGGUUUUGCACAGGUGGAUGAUGGAGGUAUCCCUGGCACGGAAGAAUCCAAUGAAAAUAUAAUUUUUUCACGGGACUGUUUUUUUGGAUUUUGUCACUGGACUUAUUAUUUUUCAAAUUAUAUAUAUUUUUUAUUUCAUUAA
Messenger RNA from Staurois parvus, 324 nucleotides. The record is from the annotation of a GenBank genome assembly. Lineage: Eukaryota; Metazoa; Chordata; Amphibia; Anura; Ranidae.